Ornithodoros turicata is the source of this 743-nucleotide messenger RNA. RefSeq names its product mitochondrial pyruvate carrier 1-like (gene Mpc1). NCBI's taxonomy places the organism in Eukaryota, Metazoa, Arthropoda, Arachnida, Ixodida, Argasidae. The coding region runs from base 135 to 461 and encodes 108 amino acids. Gene Ontology annotation, biological process: pyruvate import into mitochondria. The transcript is spliced from 6 exons. Gene Ontology annotation, cellular component: mitochondrial inner membrane. The record is from RefSeq and is a predicted model, not a curated record.
ACAGGCACAACCACUGGGCACAACUCUCUACAACUUACCGGCGUUCCGGAAGUUAAAGGCAGCGCCCCGGAAGUGACCCAAGUGACAUUCGUUCAAGCGAUAGACCGAUAGACUACCAAGACUACCGCACCGCUAUGUCUCGAUUCAUUCGGCAGACGGUAAACCAAUUGAAAAGCAAAGAAUUCAGGGAAUAUUUGUGCAGUACUCACUUUUGGGGUCCGGUUGCAAAUUGGGGGAUUCCCCUUGCAGCCAUCGCUGACAUCAGGAAAGACCCAAGUAUUAUUAGUGGCAAGAUGACACUUGCCUUAUGCAUAUAUUCGCUGCUCUUCAUGCGUUUCGCUAUCAAGGUCCAACCCCGAAACCUUCUCUUAUUCGCCUGCCAUGUAACGAAUGAGACUGCUCAAAUCACUCAGGGUUGCCGACUAAUCAACUAUGAGUACUUGGGUGGUUCAAAGGCAUAAUUUCCCCAACCAUCCAUACCAGACGAGAGAAGACUCGAUAAUCCAGAAUUCUGCCACAUAGAGAUUGAUUGUAAAAACAAUUGUAAAGUAUUUCAACCCCCCCCCCCCCCCCCCCCCCCCGACUUCCAUAUGCUUAAGCAGUAACGAAAUCAUCAUGCACUCACGCUGCCUCAUCAUCCACGUGAAAAAGGGGACUGCUGCGAAGCUGACACCAAUACUUAUAUAAUUCAUAGUAUUACUUAGUUGUUGACUGUUGUUGAUUAAAACUGUUUUGUUGAAGCA